This is a messenger RNA of Hemicordylus capensis (graceful crag lizard), 4297 nucleotides long. RefSeq names its product centromere protein M (gene CENPM). The transcript has 6 exons. The coding region runs from base 294 to 842 and encodes 182 amino acids. Lineage: Eukaryota; Metazoa; Chordata; Lepidosauria; Squamata; Cordylidae. The record is from RefSeq and is a predicted model, not a curated record.
GAAAACGAACACUCUGCAAAAGAAGCCCCCUCGCGUAUAAAUAGCUCCACACGGAGCAUUCACAUUCACUCCUUUAAUAAAACGUAAACAAACAUGUAGUGGUCUUCCGCCAUGUUCUGUCCGCAUUCCUUGCCCUUCCUUCCUGCCACCCAUCGUCAAAACCCGCAUGCGCAGUGGAAAAACGAUGAUUCGCCCUGUCCCUGUGACCUUUCCUAGGAAGCGUAGGAACGCGCAGGCGUCCUGACGACACACAACUAGCGGCUGUUUGAAAUUCGGAGAACCGCUCAGUAGUCAUGUCGAUGUUGACAGCAUUCGGUAAACUCCCUACGCUUAACUCCGCAACUAUUUUGUUGGUGGGAACAAAUGAAGUCUUCCAGCAGCAACUAGCGAAGACCAUUCUUAAGGAGAAACAAGACUUACAAAUAAAUAUCCACGUGACAACCUCUCUCCCUUUACCUGAGGAGAGAGAUCACAUCCGGCCUCGAAUUGACCUGAUUGUGUUUACAAUUAACAUGCAAAGCAAAUACAGUUUUAAGGAUGUUGAAGCUUCCCUAGUACACGUAGAUGCCAACUUUUUCCUUGGAAAAGUGUGCUUUCUGGCCACAGGCGCUGGUAGGAUGAAUCGAAUCAGUGUGGACAUGAAUGCUGUCUGGAAGCUGGCAGACCUUUACUGCAGCCCUGUUUUAUUCUGCGAGUUGGAAUGUGAGAACAUCAGAAUUGCCACAGCUCAGCGGCUGCUCCGGAUGCUACAAAUAUGUGCCGGUCAUGUGCCAGGGAUUUCUGCCCUCUCCUUCAGUUCCUUAAUGAAAAGCUCUGUUGAUGACUCCAGCCUCAUGGCAUAAAAACCUGUCUUUUCGUGGUUUUGCUAACAAUGGUUUCUGGAUGAACUUGGCCAAAUGACCAGAAGAUAGCCAAGGAUAAACACAAAACUAUGCAAAAUUCGUGAGGCAACCCAUCUCAUCCCAGAAUGAAACUACCACCAGAAGCUGCAUUUUUAGAGUUUGCCAUAUGAGGUCUUGUAGCACCACUAUGAAGAAGAAGAAGUAUCUAGGAUUUGCUUACCAAGACAUACUGGGGUCAAAGAGCCUCUGAGAAAGUUGCUUUGUUGAAUAAAGAGUCUUACUAACAAGCCAGGCAAAUCGAGCUAACCCUAAAGCAGACUGCGUCAUUAUACCCUUUUUGAUGGAUGCAUGUAUGCUUAUGUGUGUGUGUAAUACAUAUUACACAAUACACAUACACACCCCAUUCAGAGCUCUAACUAUCAAGAACUUUAUUAUUUGUGCUAUUUUAAAAGUCUCUACAGAACAGGACAUUAGAAUAUGACUGCAUCAAGAGUCAAAAGGGCACAUUUUACUUCAGACGGGGACACAGUUUGAAGGGUAAACAACUAGAACAGAAGUUCCUUUUAGGACAAUUGUAGAUUGGUAAGUAAAUACUUUCAACUUUUUCCAAAGCAUUUAAAUUUCCCAUCUGCUGAGUUCUUGAAGGUGAUGCUUGCUAUCUAUUUAAGUAUCCAGAGCUGUGUGUUGCUUUAGUGGCAUACAGAAUUUUUGUUCUUGAUAAAAAGGCUGUGUAGUUGGCAGCAUAUGCCUACACUGUGUGCAUGACAGAGAAAGGGUAGAUGUAGUUGCAAUAUGAUUCUGCAAAGCUGCUUGCAAAAGGAAAAUUUUAGUCCAAAUUACAAUCUGAUGAAACAAACAGAACCAGAUUGUUUUUUGUAUUUACUGCCACAUUUUGAUAACCUAGUUCUUCAUCUGGAAAAUAUUUUAAGAGAAGCAACUGCUGCUUCAAAUAUAUUAUGCUUUCUAUAGAGCAAUGCUCCUUGUGUAUAAGUUCAUAAUGUGUGAAGGGGCCCUCAAGGCAGCAGAAGCACUAAAAACUUCCACCCAUGUAAGGUUAGCAACUGGCAUGAUGCUACCAUUACCAUCAAUUCCAAGGGGCAACUGGCCAGAACAUUUCUGCUGGCUUCAGGAGACAUUACAUUGGAAAGUGAAGAAAAUUGGAAAUAGUGUGUAGUUGCUGGGCAGUUACUAGCAGCCACUGGCCUAUGCCAUUAGCAGCCACAUAGGAUUUCUUUUUAAAAAAAAUUGAUAUUCUACAUAACAGGCCUCCAAAGCAGCUUACAAUAAAAGAAACCCACAAGAAGAUAGUGGGGAUAAAGGUUCUGGCGAGAUGGUGACUUAAAGUGUCUAUUCCCUAGUCUUUAGAUGUUGCUGUUAUUUCAGCUGCUGCUGCUUUGAAGGUUCCACAGGGGAAAAAUAGUCAUUGUCUACCCCACACAUGCAUACUUCAGAACUGUGCCACCCAGCAGUCAGGGCCUGGUAACACUAGGUAGUCCUUUCCAGUUCUUGGAUGUUGCUGCCCCAACUCCACAUGUGAUUUCUUCAGCCAUUCCAAGUUAAGGUACCAUGAAUUUGGCUGACAAGCUACAUGUCAGCCACGGUUACUGGACUUUAAACAGGCAUUUGAUUCUGAGACUUGAUUCAUUACCCAUUCAGUUUUGUAUGUUAAAAUGUUAAUUAAAAUCUUUUCCUACCACUACCUGUGGCAGACCGUGAGUGUGAUGAAUGUCUGCCUCCUGGCAGGUGCCAUCUUGCAGUCUCAUACUAGGGCCUUUUACGUGGGCGGGGAGGCAUGGUUAAGCCUACCUUCCCCACAGAUGAUCCAGACUAGCCCCAGACAUGCCGCCACACCCAUCAUUGCCAUGGUGGUGACCAGCACAGUGUUCCAGAGGAAUCCCAUAGUGUACCACGCAACAAGCGCAGUGCACUGGGAGAUUCCCCCAGGAGACCAGCGCUCUAGGCACUCGUCUGUGUCGGUGCGGGUUGCAAGCAGUCCACGCUGACGCACAAUCCCAGAGCCUGGGUUAAUAAUGUGCUCAUUCUGUUAACCCGGGCAAAGAGCUGGGAUUUCGUGCCACAGCAACCCCAGGAUCCACAUGGAUCCCAGCAGUUCCCAUGGGCAGCCAAGCCCAGGCUUGGCUGCUCAUGAGAACAGCCUCAGUGUCUGACUAUGCUACAUCCCAGGGUAGUAUAGCAUUCAAGAUGAUGCCCAUCAGAAGGCCACUGUGCAUUGCAGCUCCCACUAUCAUCAACAGAGGCGGUGGCAAAAACUAAAAGUACAAUUUAAAUUUUACAUUCUGUAUUUUAUACAUAGUAUUUAAAUAAAAACAUUUUAAAAUAUAUUUUACAAAAACUGAGGGUUCUGAAACAAACUGGGACUGAAUAAAUCCUGAAACAAAGGAAACAGUAAACUAUGAAAACAGAAUUCUAAAAUGGAAUUGUUUAAUGUACAUGACCCUGCCUUAAAAGUGGAAGCAGUGGCAUUACUACUUCUAAAACCUUUUAUGUGUGGCUUGGCUGCAAGUGGGGAGAAGCACUGGCCAUGCAAUUAGUGCAAUUGCCACUUAGUUGCAGGCCAAAGCUUACCUCUUCUGCCCUAUAGGAUGAGAAGCAGCUGCAUGUCUUCCCCUACACCUUGUUAUGUGCUGAUUAUAUGGAUAAUCAUUCUUGGUGUGACAAUGCAAUAGAAGGGGUGCUGGUAAUGCUAUGUAAAAUCUUUCACUAGGCCUCAGAAAGCCUAGAGGUUUGUCUCUGCUAAAUGAUGACAAAUUUCCCAUAUUAUUUGCUUAACAGUACAUUCAGCAGCAAAAUGUCAAAGCAAGAGAUGUUUACUUUGUAUCAAUAUCAAGUGAAUGGUUAAUUGCUACAGCUUUGGCUGAAUGAGCGAGUGAAAGAGUGUGUUUGGAAACGUAUGGAAGUUUAGGAGCUUACCAGCUAUGGGACAGAUGAGAGGUUUGAGUAUUUACUUCCUCAUGACAUGAGGAAUGCAUCUCCUGGUGAUGUGGAAAGAUUACCCUGAGAAGCAGCCAAGGCCUGACUCUGUUGGAGCAGUCUGACCCAGAAGGAUCCUUGGGGGACUUUUCAAGUGAUGAAUUGGCAGGUCUGGUCAUCCCUUCCUUCAGAAGUGGCGUGUUCAGGUCAGGAAGACUCACCCUCACAUUUAUGGGUUUUAGGAGAAGAACUGGAGAAGUCCUCUCAACCCAAAGAAGAGAACGAGUGUGCAGACCAUAAGCUUCUCUCAUCCCUUCCAGACUGGUACCAGCUGACUCUGGCCAAGUAACGGACAGCUUGUAAGUUUGCAUGUGUGACUGCUUGCUUGUCAAAAGGUGCAGCUAGGAUUUUAGUCAGACUUGCUGUAUUAUUACAUUCGUAAUUUUUGCAUUAUUGGAUUUAUUACUCUGCUGUAUUUGUUCUGUAUUCUUAAUAAAAGUUACAUAAAAGGUGUUAAGCUUAAA